This is a messenger RNA of Chilo suppressalis (striped riceborer), 2160 nucleotides long. Lineage: Eukaryota; Metazoa; Arthropoda; Insecta; Lepidoptera; Crambidae. The record is from the annotation of a GenBank genome assembly.
ACUCCACAAUUGCAGCAUCAUAAGAAAAAUUACAUUAACAUGAUGUUUGAUCCACCUGACUAUCCAUACAAAGAGCUAACUGAUCAUCUGAAAGAUAACUAUGAUGCGGAUGAUUUGUUAUUUAACAGUGUAUCCCAUGACGCCGAUAAAAUAGAUAACCUGUCUAUUAGUAACUCUGAAUUAGUCGCAGUUACAGAACAAUUAAUAUCGAAUGUAGAAAAUGACCUAUUGUAUCAGUCCAAUGACUCAGGCAGAUACUUCAAUAUUGAGAAUAUGAAUAAUUUAAAUUUAAACACUCACAACAUCGAAAACAGCAAUGAGCAACUAUGUCUUGUACAAUCUGACAAUAUAUUUUUUUACGAGCCUACUCUACUUGAUGAUAAUACAGUUAAUCAAUUUCUGUUGCCAUUACAAAAUUCAUCAGAUAAGGACAAGGACGCAGAGUCAAAAGGACCGGAUCUAUUAGCUCUACACUCUUGUGUGAUAUGCCACGAGAUAUUUACUUCAGACGCAGAUCACUUGGAUCACACUAUAUCAAUGCAUGCCUCAGUUGAUACUAACGAUAAAAAUAAUGGAAUACUCCUAUCUAACGAUAGCAUUGCGGAUAGUAAAACUGAAGAAGUUAAUAAUAACAAGAUGGACUUUGAAUUUGACUGGCUCGUAUGCUGCUUAUGCGAACGUGUACUUUCUACAGCCUUAGAAGUUGAACCAACUGAGCAGUUGUGCUGUAGAGGCAACAAUGGCAAAGGAAGUGUGGUUUCCCGCAAGUUGCACAAGAUGUUCGUCUGCGACAGCUGCAACGGUCUGUUCGCUGAUGCGGACGCUUUAGACAAGCAUCGCCUACAAUGUUGCCCUAACCAGCAACAAGAUUACAUUGAAGAUGAUAUGGCUCGUUGUAGUUUAGAUGCUUGGACCCCUCAAUGUCCAGAAGUGUGCUUCUCCUGCGAAACUUGCGGCACUCAGUUUUCGUCAACUGAUCAGCUAAAACGUCAUACGCUGGUCUGUCAACGACGAGCGGCCAAUAGAACAACCAGGCGAAGUUAUAUGAACAACACUAACAAUAACAAGAUGUGGAAUUGUGGCUCCUGCAACCAGCUCUUUGUUACUGCCAGGGAACUUUAUAAACACAAGCGCGGCGAGGACCGUCCACCAGGCUCUCCUAUACCUGCCUUCAUCUGCGAAGAAUGUGACAAAGUCCUAGGAAGUAUGUGCGCUUUACACACGCACAAGAAAAUGCACAAAGUGAAGAAACCUGGCUACCCGUGUCGCAUUUGUGGCCGUCGCUUCAACCAGUCUGGCCAUUUAGCAAUUCACAUGCGAAUGCAUACAGGGGAGCGCCCUUAUCCAUGUGAUCUAUGCCCCAAGGCGUUCAAAGUCAAGGUGGAGCGAGACGACCAUCGGCGGACGCACACCGGGGAGCGGCCGUUCGCGUGCGCCGCCUGCCCCAAGACGUUCACUGCGGCAGCACGCUUGCGUGAGCACGCGCGCAUACAUACCGACCAAAGGCCGUAUCGUUGUGAAAUCUGCGGCGCUGCAUUCCGGCGGCCCUACGCCCGCACCGUGCAUACACUCAUACACACGGGAGAAAAGCCGCACGAAUGCGAUAUAUGUGGCACCGCCUUUAGACGUUCUGGAGAUAUGUGGAAGCACAAGAGAACUCUACACGGGGUUCAAGCAAACGCUACCGAUGGUGACUGAAAAAUAACCGAGCAAAAUAACCGAUUUGAAAAUAUCGGAAAAGUGUUCUUACUUUAUUAAACAUAAUUAUUAAAAAAAUAAAAAUAGUGGUGUCUAAACCACUGCUUUUUCCCAGUACUUUUUUUAAUUUUGUUUUAAUACUUCUUUAUGAAGAUUCAGGUAAGUUUUAUUUAUAUAAGUAUUUUGCAAAACAAUUUUGCUUGUUAAAUAAUAAUUUAUCUGUGAUACUUAGACCAUAGCAUUACCUAGAUAAAAUUGUCACUGUUAAAAGUAAUGUAUUUCAUUCUUGUAAGUAAUGGUGGUUCGAUUGCGGAUUGUUUUGUAUUUAUACUGUGCUGAUCUCAAUUAAAUAUAGCUUAUAACAUUGGAUAGCAAUGUAGUUUUAAUUAAAGCACUGCGCUUUAAAAAAAUACCCUAAUAUUUACCAACAUUACCUUUUAUAGUUAUGAUAUGAAGCAAGAG